AUGAUUAUUCAUAGAACUAAUUGCUCAUAUAAUGGUACUAUUGAUGAUGAAUGUUGGCGUCAAGCUUUACUUUAUCGUUCAUCUGAAUUAAUUCAACGAAUUUUUUCAUUUAGUAGUCUAUCUGUUUAUGUUAAUAGAUAUCAACGAACUCAUUCAAAAGAAUUAAAUGAUAGUAUCAAAUUUAUUAAUGAAUCAUUAGAAAAUAAUUUAUUAAAUGAAUCAUUUUAUGCUAAACUAAAUAUGAGUUUAUUUACAGAAACAAAACAAAUUCUUCUUAAUUUCUGUCAAAAUUUAACAUUAAAUGCAACUAAAUCAAAUUGGGAACUUCCAUCAUUAUCAUGUACAAUGUCGACAUGUUCUUCAGAUAUACGUAAUUAUGUGGUACUUUUUAUAAUUAGCAUUGCUAUAGCUAGUUUAGUACUAAUCAUUUGCGUUACACAAUCUAUUCAAGCACGUCGUAAAUCAAAUCCUAUAGUAAUUGUUCAACACAACGAUCUUCUUAUAAAUUCUCCUUCUACUACCACGUCUUAG
Molecule: messenger RNA, 531 nt
Organism: Rotaria sp. Silwood2
Lineage: Eukaryota; Metazoa; Rotifera; Eurotatoria; Philodinida; Philodinidae
Source: the annotation of a GenBank genome assembly